CGAUUUUACUUUGAAAGGGAAAAGCGGAAACACGCUGUCGUGAGUCGUGACGCGUUGCUAGCAUGCCGCUAACAUAACUGCACCGAGGACUCGGCGUUUGGGGAUGUAACCGGCAGUGUUGCGGCUAAAACCGGCAGUUUCCGUUAACGACCAAAGGUCCCGCCCCCGAGGAGAGAAACGCCGCCCUAUCGGUGUUCGUUAUGGACGAUGAUGGACGUGCCCACAGCCAAUCAGAGCCGGACACCCUACCAGCAGUGGGCGGGGCAGCACGGCUGGUGCACAGCGUCACCUCCAGGGUCCCUCUGCAGCCCAGUGCCCGGCUUUCAGCAUCUCUGCCUGGGCUCGCCCUCUGACCAGAGGAGCCAUCACUUCCACCAGCUGCCGGCAUCGAACCAUGGCCGCAACGCGCCGACCGGAACUGACGCCCAUCGCAACACGGCCUGUGAUGAGAACGCCGCGCAGAGGCUGCAGCACAUCACGCCGGAUGCUCAGGUGCCUCCGUGUUCUCUGCCUCUGGAUGAGGGCACACAGCCUCGCCAUCCCCGGCAGAUGUCGUCGCCAUACUCCCCUCGCGGCCCUCAACCGGCAACAUCUGCCCCUAGUCUCCUCCUGCCUCCAUACGCACACCACGGCUCACCGAGUGGUCCUCAACCACCACCACCACCACCGCAUCAAAAUCAUCUGCCCCUCAGCCCUCCAUCGUUUGGACAAUGUGCAAACCAGAGCGCGCAGUUUACGCCCCAGGCAAACACGAGACACGAUCCUGCCUCGCCCUCCACUUCUCCCGUCCAGCAGCAGUCCCGGUGGGCACCUCCUCCGCCGCCGCACCCCAGAGGAGCCAUGAACGAGUUUGUUCCCGGCGCCACCGCACGGGGCGUGAGCAUCGUCCCUCCACAGUCUCCUAACUCUGAGUCGCGCUAUGGCCUGGACCCGGAGCUCCUACCCAGCGCUGUGAAGGUGAUCGCAGAGGACAGGGCAGAGUGGGAGGGCAAGGUCUUUGUCUCGGAGCCCUUUUCCCGUCUUCCUCCUCUGGCGACGACUUCCUGUAUCAUAGAAGACAGAGGUAACGCCAGUCCUCUCGCCAUCCGCGCCACCUCGUACUGUGUGCCCUGUGAAGGGCAGACCGCCUUGCUCAGCCGCCUGCCGCUGGGAGCCCUCGUCACCCCUCUGGCCAGAGGGAAUCCUGGGGAGAAGCCCCUCCCAGUUUGCAAAGAGCCCGAGUGUGUUUCAGGUUGCAGUGGCUGCGGAGCGUCCAUGUGCGCGGCGAUGGGCUGGCAGGACUGCGGCCAGAGAUUUUACUGCCCCUUCUGUGGAAAACUCGGUGAAGUGCCGUGGCAACACUACCAGCCCACCUACGGGGCGGAGGGGGCUCGGGUCGACAAAGACAAGAGGCCUGAACUCAGCAUGGGCUCGUACGAGAUACUUGGUUCUCAGAAGGGUGAACCUGCCGCACUGCUGCUCGCCAUCGACGUGUCCGCCUCGGCGCUGAGGGGAGGACAUUUGGAGUUUGUCACGGAACAAAUACACUCGCUGCUCACCUCGCUGAACAGGCAGGAUGGCGACGCCCCGUCGGACGUCCGCGUCGGCUUGAUGACGUACGACGGCAGGAUCCACCUGUACGACCUCAGCCCCGCCCUGUCCCGCCCACACAUGCUGGUCAUCACAGAGACGGAUGACCUGCAGCUUCCCGUGAGGGAGGGGCUCCUGGUGUCCCUCAGAGACUGCAUGGACAGCAUCGACAGCGUGUUGCGGCUUAUUCCUCAGUUCAGUGCAGAGUGCGAUGACUCUGGCGGCGUGCCGGCGGAGCUUCCUGUCAAGGCGGCGCUCGCCAUACUGCAGGCCCUGAGUUGUCCUGGCAAACUGCUGAUCUUCCACACCGCCUCUCUGAUGGAGAUGGGACACGCAAACUCCCCCUCCUCCUCAGGGUUCUUUGGCUCCAGCAAACCAAAGUCCAUAUUUCAGCCGUCGGAGCCCGCCGUCUCAUUGGCCCAGGAGUGCGUCCGUCAGGGCUGCGGCGUUCACCUCUUCGUCCUCUCCCAACAAGACGUGGGCGGGGCGUGGCCGGGGCACAUUCCGUAUCUAACCGGCGGCGCUCUGCACACCUACGGCCACCUGCAGGGAGAAUUGGACAAAGAGCGUUUCAGCGCUGAUCUGAAGAGGACCGUGGAGACGGACACCGGCUACAAGGCUGAGCUCAGGAUUUUCGUCAGCAGUGAUUUGCGCGUGUCCGGCUGUUAUGGGCUGUUCCUCCCGGGACCCAGCCCCGCUCUGGUCGCCCUGGCGACCCUCGACCGUCGGACAACGCUCGCCGUGGAGCUUUCCCACACCAGAGGUCUGGACGAGACGAGGGGCGCGGCCAUACAGACUGCACUGACGUACAGCACCCGGACAGGAGACAGGAGGACCAGGGUCCACACCCUGACCCUGCGAUGCUCACGCCACCUACAGGAUGCUUUCCGCCACUGCCAGGCCCAAACACUGCUCACCUUCUACUGCAAGAAGAUGUACUGUGCGGUGCUGGAGCGCCCUCUACAGGAGAUGCGGGAGGAACUUCAGAUGGAGGUGACGGAAGCGUUGGCAUCCUACCGCAAACACUGCUCCUCUGCCUCGGUGUCUGCUGGACAGCUGGUGCUCCCUCAGUAUCUGCGAGCUCUUCCCGUUUACACCAACAGCCUGAGGAAGAGCGAGGUGCUCCUGCCGGGCCUGAGGAGCUCCAUCCACCGGCGCCUGCAGCAGCGCUGCCAGGUGCUCGGCAUGGACACGCCCGGCACCGCCGCACACUUCUACCCUCUGCUGCUGCCCCUGCCGCUGUCGGUGGAGAACUCCGAGCCUCCGAACCCGGAGCAGGCGCUGCGCUGCUGCGCCGUCAGCCUGGAGCCCCGAGGGCUGUAUCUGGUCCACACGCCCCUCACCCUGCUGCUCUGGGUCGGCACCCGGGUCCCGGCGAGCACGCUGGUGGAGCUCUUUAACACCAGCUGCUUCUCCUCCCUGCCCUCUGGAGAGACCAAGCUGCCGGUUCUGGAAAACCCUCUGUCCGUUAGUGUUCGAUCCCUCAUCGACGGUCUGAACUCCCAGGGGCCCUGCGCCCGCAAGCUGUGGCUGGUGAAGGAAGGCGACGCCUGCGAGGAGGCUCUGCAGCACCACCUGGUGGAGGACAAGAGUCCCAACGGAGGAGCGUCCUACGCAGACUUCCUCUACCAUCUUCACAUCAACUCUGUCCGUCUGCUGCAGUGACACACACACACACACACACACUUUCUGACCUCCCUGGGUGCAUUGUCUUCUACCUAAGAUUUAAAAAAAAAACAAGGGAGUAAAAAAAGUGUUAUUGGACAUUACAGCAAUUGGGAAAUCUGUGAAGGCCCGUCGUCAGACUAUCAGGUCGUGCAUGA
Molecule: messenger RNA, 3392 nt
Organism: Scophthalmus maximus (turbot)
Lineage: Eukaryota; Metazoa; Chordata; Actinopteri; Pleuronectiformes; Scophthalmidae
Product: protein transport protein Sec24C
Exons: 21
Coding region: 208-3234 (1008 amino acids)
Biological process (GO): intracellular protein transport; COPII-coated vesicle cargo loading; endoplasmic reticulum to Golgi vesicle-mediated transport
Cellular component (GO): endoplasmic reticulum exit site; COPII vesicle coat
Molecular function (GO): zinc ion binding; SNARE binding
Source: RefSeq, a predicted model, not a curated record